Molecule: messenger RNA, 1272 nt
Organism: Sclerotinia sclerotiorum 1980 UF-70
Lineage: Eukaryota; Fungi; Ascomycota; Leotiomycetes; Helotiales; Sclerotiniaceae
Exons: 2
Coding region: 1-1272 (423 amino acids)
Source: RefSeq, a predicted model, not a curated record
AUGACACGAGUUUUAAACUUUGCUCAGUUCUCUAGUGUGUUUCUUCUUGCGGCUCAUAUACAUGCUGCUGAUGUUCCACCACCAUGGCGCCCUGAUCCUGAUUUAAGUCCUCCUCCAAUCUCAGACCCCGUUCCUACUACAUGCUCUACAUCAACUGUUAGCAUAGAAUGUGGAAAUAACGCUUGUCAAAGUGCCUGGGCAACAGCCUUCACAUCCUCCAUCGCCUACGUGCAAUCAUUCUGUUCAUCAUUCACCUCACCAGACCGCCAAAACACCAACAAAUUCGACAGACAAGGUCCUGUAACUGCAUGCACAAGAGGUCUCAACAAUGCCGCUAUUCAAUCUCCCCUCUCAUCAGUGUACUCCUGCUAUGCAGGGCCAGGAGUACCCACCCAAGCAUUCAUAAUCAUCUGUCCCAGCUGUCCACCCAUCCAAACUCAAACCCAAACCCAAAUUCAAACAAUCACAACCUCAAUACCCACCACCAUCAUUAGAAGCGCCAGCGAAAGCACCAAAACAAUAACCACAAUCAUAACUCUAAUCAUCGACCCCCCACCUCCAAGCCACAUCACCACCACAACAACCCAAACAAUAACACUCACCAACCCUAGCUUCAUCUCCGCCCCGUGCACCACCACAACAACAACAAACCUCGUAACUACAAUCCAAGUAACCGCAAUCUACGACUACUUCACCUGGACCACAAUACUAACCACCACCUACCAAGCCGGACGCUAUCCCUGCGCCACUACUAUCUGUACAUGUCCCGCGCCAACUCCCUCCAUAUCAACCAUUACAUAUACAUAUACAUAUACACCUGAAAACUGCAACAUGAAUUCCUUUCAAACUAGCACCAGCACCAUAACAAACGAUGCAUCCUUCCCCUCUCCAGCUUUCCCGACGGCCACUUGUAACCCCACUGCCAUCGCAACUACAACUACAACCAUAAUCCUCGUAAGCGACCCAUUACCUAUCGAAUACACUAUUACGGAAACAGUAGCUGCAGGAUCUGGAUCUGGAGUUUGUACGACAACGACAACGACAACGACGACGAAAACGGAAACGACGACGUGGGAUAAUGAUGGGUUUUGGCCGACACCUUCACCUUUUACAGAAUCAUCGCUUACGCUUACAGAUGAUAGUGCUACGCUGAUGCUGACGCCCGCGCCCACGCAGACAUUCUCGCAGAUUCUUAUUGAUGAGGGUGGAUUAACUUGGAGCGAGACGAGUAUUGAUAAUGGUAUUAGUACUUUGGUAGCGUGGUGGAUGUAG